UGAGUGAGGGAAUGAGUGAGUGAGUGAGGCGAGCGAGUGAGGGAAUGAGUGAGUGAGUGAGGCGAGCGAGUGAGCGGGUUCCUCUCGCACUCUCACGUUCGUGCACGCCGAGAUCUGGUCCCCAAUUGGCAGUCGUCCGAUUCCGGGCAGUUACGAGCGGCGCGGCAGGUGUGGGCCAAGGAACACGUGUAAUUUCUCCCCUCGCCGCCGCGCAGGUGUUGUGAUUCAGAACAUGUGCGAUGUAGAGAUAUAUGUGAAUGCGUGUGGAUUCGAAGUGAUGGCUGCUCGUGCCGAGUCGAGGCAGUCUGUUCGGAUGCGUGCAGCCCUGUGCGUCGCUGUUGGUUAUUGAGACGACAUCGAUGUGUCCGGGCGGCGGAGAAGGCGGGCACGCGGAAGCUGGACCCGUUCCCCGACCGCGUCAAGUCCGACACCGCCAAGAAGAAGCCUCCGCCCCCCAAGAUCAGCAUACAGGUAAGGCUGCUCAUUUUCUCCUGCGGCUCGAGGAGGCGAGUGGCGUGGCGCCUUCACCUCCGAGUGCGAUGGUGUUCGUGUCCCGCCUGGCUCGCGCUUGGCGUCUGGGCCUGAGGGUCAGUCCCUCAGAAGCGGCGCCGUUGGCUUCUCCCCUCGCCCGCCUCCCCCGUGGCGAAGGGAAUCCCCGGGGCAGAGCCGUGGCCCCCUUGCCCGCCGUCGGUGCCGCAGUGCUCUGGGCAAUUUCAGAUUGGAGGAUCAGCGCGUCGAAACCGGGCGUUGGGCGUCCGCAGAGACGUGGCCUGUCCCUCGGGCCAUGCGCUCGAUGCCGUCCCGGUAGGACUGGGCAACCUGUCGCAAAUUAUCAGUGCCUUGCGUUUGUUUGUUGUGUAGGCGAGGGAGGCGCAAAGAGUGAAGGCAAGUCGUCGCCCAAGCCCAGGCGAAGCGAGGGAAAGGAAAGAUUCGGUAGACGUCGCCGAGCAAUCUGUGACGCCGGGCGAGGAUGAACCGGAACUGCGAAGGAGAAGACACGCCCACGGUGCUCGUAGCGGGCGGAAUUGACGGCGGUUGCAGCGCGCCCUCCGAGCGAGGCGGACUGUCCUCGUCCCCAGCGCCUCCGGCCGGAGCAUCUUCUCAGGGCCCUCCCCGCACGCCCGCGCCCGCAUUAGCACGACCGCCGCUACUCCAUAAAGCAGACUGUUAUGACCCAAUCCAAGGUUUUACGGCCUCUUCUGAUUGUCGUCCUCGGGAGAAUUAUCGCCGCGGAAUGGGGGUUUCCAUGGCAAUUCGUUGUAGGGAGCGAUUAUUGACGACUCCCAAUUGUGCCGAACAAGGGGCUUUUGAGCGAAGGACGCCAUAUUUAUCCGGGAAAUGGAUUUACACGUUUUAUCAUGGGCGGCCACUCGCUCGGUCGGGCGCCUUCCUCUACGGCCCCUCGCAUGGCAUCCGCGGGAUUCCUCGCCAGCCUCCCUUCGACACUCCCUUCCCUCUCCGGCUCUGGACACCUUUCCCCUCUCCGUCUUUCUCUCUCCCUCUCCUUCUCCUUCUCCCUCUCCCUCUCCCUCUCCCUCUCCCU
Molecule: messenger RNA, 1543 nt
Organism: Penaeus chinensis
Lineage: Eukaryota; Metazoa; Arthropoda; Malacostraca; Decapoda; Penaeidae
Exons: 2
Coding region: 360-974 (204 amino acids)
Source: RefSeq, a predicted model, not a curated record